AUGGCAAAAAGAGAAGCAGAAGAUCACAGUGAAACACUUUCUCAGUCUUCUUUAUCAUCUUUGACCAAAGCAACAGAAAUAUCACAGCAAAGCAACCCUGAAAGCACCUUGGAUGGAAAUAUUGUGGACCCAAUUUACAAAUAUAUUUCAAAUGAUUUAUCAAGGGACUUUAUGUCAUCCCAGGCAAAAGCAGUUAUUAAAACUUCUGAAGAUUAUUUGCAGCCUCAGUUUGGUCCCCGCAGAUUUUUGCAUUCAGCGGCAGUAUCAGAAGGGUCGGGACUUCAAGAUUGCUCCACACAUCAAACAGCAUCAGAUCAUAGCCAUGAUGAAAUAUCAGCUCUAGAUAGCGACAAAUCAAAUAAUAAAAACAAUUCUUGUCUUAUAUCAGCAACCAAAAGAAACAGACCUGUCAGUGCUCCGAUGGGUCAACUGAGAGUUGCAGAGUUCUCUUCUUUAAAAUUUCAAUCUGCCCGGAGCUGGCAUAGAAUGUCUCAAAGACUCAAACUUCAACCAAGAAUGAUUAGAGUAACAGCUUACAAAAAUGGAUCUCAGACAGUCUUUGCCAAAGUUAUUGUAACAACCAUCACCUUGUUACUGGAGAAGUGCACAGAAAAGCUGAAUCUGAACAUGGCUGCCCGAAGAGUGUUUUUGGCAGAUGGCACUGAAGCCUUUGAACCUAAAGAUAUACCCCAUGAAGCCGACAUUUAUGUUUCAACUGGAGAACCCUUUAUAGAUCCAUUCAAAAAAAUUAAAGACCAUCUGUUGUUAAUGAAGAAAGUAACUUGGACAAUGAAUGGGCUGAUGCUUCCUACUGAUGUCAAAAGACAGAAAACCAAGCCUGUUCUUUCCAAGAGAAUGAAGAAACUUACGGAGAAGACCUCAGUCCGAAUUCUGUUUUUUAAGAAUGGCAUGGGUCAGGAUGGGCAUGAGAUUACAGUGGGAAAGGAAACAAUGAAUAAGGACCGAUAA
Orycteropus afer afer is the source of this 969-nucleotide messenger RNA. Lineage: Eukaryota; Metazoa; Chordata; Mammalia; Tubulidentata; Orycteropodidae. The record is from RefSeq and is a predicted model, not a curated record.